CCCUUGAUUCCAUCAGUUGCCAAGCCAGAAGAGAAAGUUAUCAAAGAUAUGCAACCUAUUUCAAAACCAGAGGUCAAACCCAAAUCUCCACUUGACGUAACUACACUUAUUCCAAGUACAUUCUCUUCUGACGAAGAAUUCGAUAAACGGAAGGUCGCUGACGUGAAACCAGUUUCGCCCCUGAUUCCAUCAGUUGCCAAGCCAGAAGAGAAAGUUAUCAAAGAUAUACAACCCAUUUCAAAACCAGAGGACAAACCUAACUCUCCACUUGAGGUAACUAGACCUAUUCCAAGCACAUUCUCUUCUGACGAAGAGUUCGAUAAACCCAAGGACACUGCCCCGAAACCUGUUAUGCCCUUGAUCCCAUCAGUUGUCAAGCCAGAAGAAAAAGUUAUCAAAGAUAUACAACCUAUUUCAAAACCAGAGGACAAACCUAAAUCUGCACUUGACGUAACUAGACCUAUUCCAAGUACAUUCUCUUCUGACGAAUCUGAGGAAGAAUUCGGUAAAGCGAAGGUCACUGACGUGAAACCAGUUUCGUCGCUGAGUCCAUCAGUUGCCAAGACAGAAGAGAAAGUUAUCAAAGACAUGCAACCAAUUCCAAAACCAGAGGAAACCCCCAAAUCUCCACUUGACGUAACUAGACCUAUUUCAAGUACAUUCUCUUCUGACGAAUCUGACGAAGAAUUCCAUAAACCCAAGGACACUGCCGCGAAACCUGUUGUGCCCUUGCUCCCAUCAGUUGUCAAGCCAGAGGAAAAAGUUAUCAAAGAUAUACAACCUAUUUCAAAACCAGAGGACAAACCUAAAUCUGCACUUGACGUAACUAGACCUAUUCCAUGUACAUUCUCUUCUGACGAAUCUGAGGAAGAAUUCGAUAAACCGAAGGUCACUGACGUGAAACCAGUUUCGCCCCUGAUUCCAUCAGUUGCCAAGCCAGAAGAGAGAGUUAUCAAAAAUAUGCAACCUAUUUCAAAACCAGAGGACAAACCCAAAUCUCCACUUGACGUAACUACACUUAUUCCAAGUACAUUCUCUUCUGACGAAUCUGACGAAGAAUUCCAUAAACCCAAGGACACUGCCGCGAAACCUGUUGUGCCCUUGCUCCCAUCAGUUGUCAAGCCAGAGGAAAAAGUUAUCAAAGAUAUACAACCUAUUUCAAAACCAGAGGACAAACCUAAAUCUCCACUUGAUGUAACUAUACCUAUUCCAAGUACAUUCUCUUCUGACGAAUCUGACGAAGAAUUCGAUAAACCCAAGGACACUGCCGCGAAACCUGUUAUGCCCUUGAUUCCAUCAGUUGCCAAGCCAGAAGAGAAAGUUAUCAAAGAUAUGCAACCUAUUUCAAAACCAGAGGUCAAACCCAAAUCUCCACUUGACGUAACUACACUUAUUCCAAGUACAUUCUCUUCUGACGAAGAAUUCGAUAAACGGAAGGUCGCUGACGUGAAACCAGUUUCGCCCCUGAUUCCAUCAGUUGCCAAGCCAGAAGAGAAAGUUAUCAAAGAUAUACAACCCAUUUCAAAACCAGAGGACAAACCUAACUCUCCACUUGAGGUAACUAGACCUAUUCCAAGCACAUUCUCUUCUGACGAAGAGUUCGAUAAACCCAAGGACACUGCCCCGAAACCUGUUAUGCCCUUGAUCCCAUCAGUUGUCAAGCCAGAAGAAAAAGUUAUCAAAGAUAUACAACCUAUUUCAAAACCAGAGGACAAACCUAAAUCUGCACUUGACGUAACUAGACCUAUUCCAAGUACAUUCUCUUCUGACGAAUCUGAGGAAGAAUUCGGUAAAGCGAAGGUCACUGACGUGAAACCAGUUUCGUCGCUGAGUCCAUCAGUUGCCAAGACAGAAGAGAAAGUUAUCAAAGACAUGCAACCAAUUCCAAAACCAGAGGAAACCCCCAAAUCUCCACUUGACGUAACUAGACCUAUUUCAAGUACAUUCUCUUCUGACGAAUCUGACGAAGAAUUCCAUAAACCCAAGGACACUGCCGCGAAACCUGUUGUGCCCUUGCUCCCAUCAGUUGUCAAGCCAGAGGAAAAAGUUAUCAAAGAUAUACAACCUAUUUCAAAACCAGAGGACAAACCUAAAUCUGCACUUGACGUAACUAGACCUAUUCCAUGUACAUUCUCUUCUGACGAAUCUGAGGAAGAAUUCGAUAAACCGAAGGUCACUGACGUGAAACCAGUUUCGCCCCUGAUUCCAUCAGUUGCCAAGCCAGAAGAGAGAGUUAUCAAAAAUAUGCAACCUAUUUCAAAACCAGAGGACAAACCCAAAUCUCCACUUGACGUAACUACACUUAUUCCAAGUACAUUCUCUUCUGACGAAUCUGACGAAGAAUUCCAUAAACCCAAGGACACUGCCGCGAAACCUGUUGUGCCCUUGCUCCCAUCAGUUGUCAAGCCAGAGGAAAAAGUUAUCAAAGAUAUACAACCUAUUUCAAAACCAGAGGACAAACCUAAAUCUCCACUUGAUGUAACUAUACCUAUUCCAAGUACAUUCUCUUCUGACGAAUCUGACGAAGAAUUCGAUAAACCCAAGGACACUGCCGCGAAACCUGUUAUGCCCUUGAUUCCAUCAGUUGCCAAGCCAGAAGAGAAAGUUAUCAAAGAUAUGCAACCUAUUUCAAAACCAGAGGUCAAACCCAAAUCUCCACUUGACGUAACUACACUUAUUCCAAGUACAUUCUCUUCUGACGAAGAAUUCGAUAAACGGAAGGUCGCUGACGUGAAACCAGUUUCGCCCCUGAUUCCAUCAGUUGCCAAGCCAGAAGAGAAAGUUAUCAAAGAUAUACAACCCAUUUCAAAACCAGAGGACAAACCUAACUCUCCACUUGAGGUAACUAGACCUAUUCCAAGCACAUUCUCUUCUGACGAAGAGUUCGAUAAACCCAAGGACACUGCCCCGAAACCUGUUAUGCCCUUGAUCCCAUCAGUUGUCAAGCCAGAAGAAAAAGUUAUCAAAGAUAUACAACCUAUUUCAAAACCAGAGGACAAACCUAAAUCUGCACUUGACGUAACUAGACCUAUUCCAAGUACAUUCUCUUCUGACGAAUCUGAGGAAGAAUUCGGUAAAGCGAAGGUCACUGACGUGAAACCAGUUUCGUCGCUGAGUCCAUCAGUUGCCAAGACAGAAGAGAAAGUUAUCAAAGACAUGCAACCAAUUCCAAAACCAGAGGAAACCCCCAAAUCUCCACUUGACGUAACUAGACCUAUUUCAAGUACAUUCUCUUCUGACGAAUCUGACGAAGAAUUCCAUAAACCCAAGGACACUGCCGCGAAACCUGUUGUGCCCUUGCUCCCAUCAGUUGUCAAGCCAGAGGAAAAAGUUAUCAAAGAUAUACAACCUAUUUCAAAACCAGAGGACAAACCUAAAUCUGCACUUGACGUAACUAGACCUAUUCCAUGUACAUUCUCUUCUGACGAAUCUGAGGAAGAAUUCGAUAAACCGAAGGUCACUGACGUGAAACCAGUUUCGCCCCUGAUUCCAUCAGUUGCCAAGCCAGAAGAGAGAGUUAUCAAAAAUAUGCAACCUAUUUCAAAACCAGAGGACAAACCCAAAUCUCCACUUGACGUAACUACACUUAUUCCAAGUACAUUCUCUUCUGACGAAUCUGACGAAGAAUUCCAUAAACCCAAGGACACUGCCGCGAAACCUGUUGUGCCCUUGCUCCCAUCAGUUGUCAAGCUAGAGGAAAAAGUUAUCAAAGAUAUACAACCUAUUUCAAAACCAGAGGACAAACCUAAAUCUCCACUUGAUGUAACUAGACCUAUUCCAAGUACAUUCUCUUCUGACGAAUCUGACGAAGAAUUCGAUAAACCCAAGGACACUGCCGCGAAACUUGUUAUGCCCUUGAUUCCAUCAAUUGCCAAGCCAGAAGAGAAAGUUAUCAAAGAUAUGCAACCUAUUUCAAAACCAGAGGUCAAACCCAAAUCUCCACUUGACGUAACUACACUUAUUCCAAGUACAUUCUCUUCUGACGAAGAAUUCGAUAAACGGAAGGUCGCUGACGUGAAACCAGUUUCGCCCCUGAUUCCAUCAGUUGCCAAGCCAGAAGGGAAAGUUAUCAAAGAUAUACAACCUAUUUCAAAACCAGAGGACAAACCUAACUCUCCACUUGAAGUAACUAGACCUAUUCCAAGCACAUUCUCUUCUGACGAAGAGUUCGAUAAACCCAAGGACACUGCCCCGAAACCUGUUAUGCCCUUGAUCCCAUCAGUUGUCAAACCAGAAGAAAAAGUUAUCAAAGAUAUACAACCUAUUUCAAAACCAGAGGACAAGCUUAAAUCUCCACUUGACGUAACUAGACCUAUUCCAAGUACAUUCUCUUCUGACGAAUCUGAGGAAGAAUUCGAUAAACCGAAGGUCAGUGACGUGAAACCAGUUUCGCCCCUGAUUCCAUCAGUUGCCAAGCCAGAAGAGAAAGUUAUCAAAGAUAUGCAACCUAUUUCAAAACCAGAGGACAAACCUAGAUCUCCACUUGACGUAACUAGACCUAUUCCAAGUACAUUCCUUUCUGACGAAGAAUUCGAUAAACCCAAGGGCACUGCCGCGAAACCUGUUAUGCCCUUGAUCCCAUCAGUAGUCAAGCCAGAAGAGAAAGUUAUCAAAGAUAUACAACCUAUUUCAAAACCAGAGGACAAACCCAAAUCUCCUCUUGUCGUGACUAGACCAGUUCCAAGUACAUUCUCCUCUGACGCAUCUGAGGAAGAAUUCGACAAACCGAAGGUCACUGACGUGAAACCAGUUUUGCCCCUGAUUCCAUCAGUUGCCAAGCCAGAAGAAGAAGUUAUCAAAGAUAUACAACCUAUUUUAAAACCAGAAGACAAACCUAAAUCUCCACUUGACGUAACUAGACCUAUUCCAAGUACAUUCUCUUCUGACGAAUCAGAGGAAGAAUUCGAUAAACCGAAGGUCACUGCAGCGAAACCAGUUUCGCCCCUGAUUCCAUCAGUUGUCAAGCCAGAAGAAAAAGUUAUCAGAGAUAUACAACCUAUUUCAAAACCAGAGGACAAACCUAGAUCUCCACUUGACGUAACUACACCUAUUCCAAGUACAUUCUCUUCUGACGAAUCAGAGGAAGAAUUCGAUAAACCGAAGGUGACUGACGUGAAACCAGUUUCGUCCCUGAGUCCAUCAGUUGCCAAGACAGAAGAGAAAGUUAUCAAGGACAUGCAACCUAUUUCAAAACCAGAGGAAACCCCCAAAUCUCCACUUGACGUAACUAGACCUAUUCCAGAAACAUGCUCUGCUGACGAGUCAGAAGAAGAAUUCGAUAAACCGAAGGUCACUGACGCGAAACCAGUUGUGCCCUUGGUUCCGCCAGAUGCCAAGCCAGAGGGCGAAGGUAUUAAAGAAAUGCAACCAAUUUGUAAAGAAGAGGACAAACCCAAAUCUCCGCUUUACGUAGCUAAACUCAUUGCAAACACUUUUUCUUCUGACGAAACUGGUGAAGAAUUCGACGAAUCUGUGGGCUCUGAGGCCGCAGAUGGGAAGGACGUUGUUGGCGGUGAACUGGGUAUUAAACAGGAUAUAAUAUCGAACCGUGCAUUUGCUAGUACCCCGCAAUUUAUAGCUGAUAUAACUGAAAGCGAAGAGCCGCGUUCUACAAGUGUUUCACAAAGUCGGGACAUCUUGGACUCUUGUAGUAGCUUAGAUAGUUUAGAAAGAUCAGUUUCGCAACCUUCAGAUAUACGUAAGGAGAAAGCCGUUGCUUACUUUGUAAAUUUAGACGAAGGUAAGAAAAAGGUAAGACAAAGUUCUGAGGGUACUAAGAAAGUUUUAGGGAAAAAGCAGUUCGCAGGGAAACCUUAUGAAUCUUCCAUAAAAGAUCAAACUAAGUCUUCUCCGAAGCAGAUACAAGCAAAAGCUCAAGCCCGGUAUGCUUCAAGUACCGACGAGCGUAGAAAGUCUUCUAAAGUUAAACCAUUAGCACCGGCGCAAGUUAAGCAAAAGAAAUUAUUUCCAAAUAAGGAUGAAACGAAACCAGUUUCAACUGUGAGAGCUGCACAACACCGCCUAAGAACUGGGGUACGGUCAGAUAGAUCUAUAAGUCCACGACCACAUGCAGUCCACGUUGGCUUAAAUGAAGACAAUUCGCAUAGCCGCUCAACAACGCCUAGACCCCGAAUACGAACUGAUGUAACUGCGAUACCUUAUAAUGCCACACUAAGAACAUUUAGUCCGACAUCUAGCCGACCGAAGGCGGACUAUUCUCAUGUUACUAGCGUUUAUGCGCAAACCAAAAAAUAUGAAAAGAAAGCUACUACUAAGAAAACUAAACCCAAGACAAUCAGCAAAUCUUCCGAACCGGCUGGUGAUGAGGCUCAACGAAAGCGAUUGACUACUCCUACCUCAACUGUGAUGCACAGAUAUAUGCAGCCAACACUGGCGCAUAGCCUACGAUAUGGUAAUACACAAUCUGCGUCGAAACAUUCAGAUACAGAAACUCCGCUGGCAUCAAGGUCACCUAUACCACCAGCGAUAUCUAAAGGUAAGCAAUUUACUACUACCGAUGCACCAAGGCGAUAUGUACGCAAUCUAUCCAAAGAAGAACAAACAUUAAAUUUUAAAGGUAGUUUGACGAAUUUAAAGAAAGACUCACUAUCUAAUAGUAAGGAAUCGAUAAAAAGCACUGAAAAACUGUAUCAUAGAAAAAUUAAUAUAGAGAAAACUAAAUCUGUGAUAGCACAUAGCAUUGAAAAAUCUAUGCCUCCAAAAACAAGUAAGGAAAUGAGUAAUGUAUUGAAUAAAGCAAAUCAAAGUAAAAUAAAGCACAAAAUUGACAGAGCAAAGGAGAUUACAAACGCAACUGUGUCAACAACAAGAACAUAUAGAAAUGUGAAAAACGAGAACUCAGAAGAAAAGAAGCUCAUAAGCCGAGCUGAAAAUGCACAGCACCGAUCCAAAGUUCCCCUUAGUAUUCAUUCCAAUAUAGGUACUCGAAGAAAACUUAAUCCAACUAAAAGUGAAAGUAAAUCAACCGAGGUGAAAGGUCGUAAAGACAAUAAGGAUACUACACCGACGGCUACAGUUAAAGCUGAACAACCGAAAAGAAGAACUACACAAACAAAAAAAAGUGAUGUAAAAGUACAAAAAAAGAUGAAGGAUUCGAUGAAUGAGUCCAGCCUGACUGGUAGCGGUAACACUAGUGCCAGCGGCUCAAUGAGUAGUGUACGUAAAUAUACGCGCACAGCUACAAAUAUAAAGAAACUAGACAAAGAAGUGGCAAAUCUGAAAUUAGCAGACAAGUUUGUGGUUACCACGUCCACAGGAUUUAAUUCCAUAACAACUACACCGAAAAUUUCCAAAAUACCAACGGUACCAACUCGAACAACGGUAGUUAAAGUUCACCAAGAGCCACUGGCUACUACUGCCAUUGUCAGCACAGUUAUAAUUGAUGAUGAUGCGGAAAUUUCACGAUCCUUUAGAUCCACAGAGAGUACAAAAAGUUCUACCUCAUCUUCUGGAAGCAGAAAAGUGUUAACAAGUGAAGUUUUUACAAAAACAUUGGGCCCAGACAAACCAUUCGAAGUAAUUUAUCGACAGCCGGACACUGAUUUGGAUACAAUGUCCAUAGUACGCCCGCCAUCAACAGAUCAACGUUGCGUGAAUGAGUUUGAUGUUAGUUUCAUUGAUACAACCGAUUCAAGUUUGUCCGAUUCAGUUGCAUUGCCAAUGUUUAAUACGGAACAGGAUCGUUUAUUGGCCGCAAGCCCAGGCUCUCCAAAACCAACACGUAGUCCAUUGGCCUUAAUCGAAGAAACAUUGCGCCGGCAACAAGCAGCCGGUUAUGCUAUGGAUCCAGCGCUGCAAAUGCAAUUCGGUGCGUCUGGCAUUCGAAUGGGUAGUAUUAGCCCGACAUCAUCGAGAAACUCGAGAUCGGAGCAGAUCGAAACGCCAAAAGAAACCAUAGAAGAAAAACUCAUCUUAGAUGAAGAUUCUUUCAGAACUUUUGAGACAGGCUUUGAAUUCGCUAAAUCAUCUGAAACUACCCCAGUACCAACUUGUGUUACGACAACUGCCCCAACUGAUCCCGAUGCCGAUGCACCCACCCCCAAGCCUCGCUCUGCUAAAGCAGCUUCGCCUGUCAGAGAUAUUGUCGGCGACACCACACAAUCCCUUAAGAGCGAUGAUGCACCCAGCCAGACGGACUCCUCUGAACACGUACCCGAUUUAUCAAUAAUAGCUCCCGUACCAAAGCCACGCCUACAAAUGAAGCCAACAGAUUCGUUCAAAAAUUUAGCUGCUUUAGCGGGCGAACAGUCAGAUAGUAUUAGUUUGCGUAGCUUGGAUAUGACAGAAGAUCUCUCUAAAACCGAUGAACCAUCUAUGGAAAUUUCCAUCAAGUCAUCACACGCACGAGAUUAUCCUACGACUACAACAAUUACAACUGCUUCUGAAGAUCACACAGAAUCGCUCGAACCAACUAGUGAGAUAUCAGUAGAUGAUGGUGAUACAGAAAAAUCCGAACUUACCGAUGGUCGAGCAAAGACUAGUUUCUAUAUUGGUGAAUCGAGUCGAAAUAUUAUUGUCAAAACCACGCCCACAAAGGCGGAUACUGAUUUAGGCGCUGCGGAAACAACAAUAGCUGCAGAAAAUGUCUCUGAUGCCACCAUCGAGGCUAAGGAUAUAGCAUUAAUGAAGGAAGUUUCUGUCGAUUCAGACGAAAGUAAUGAUAUGUUUAAGGAAUAUGUGACAAUAAAGCGUGAAACGGACGGAUCUGAAAGUAAAAUAAUGCGACAAGGAUCCGAAACUCGAAAUGAUCUUUUAGAACAGGAGCCACCUAAGGAUAAUCUUAAUGAUGAUAGCAAAAUGCCUACUACUUUUGUAGUAACUGCAGAAAUUUCACAACCACCAGUAGAAAAGAUGGAAAGCUCCUUAAAGGAGCCUACAGAUGACAGCACUGUUAUUUAUGCUUCAACAUCGAAAUCGGAGAAACUCGAUUUGCAACUAGAGAAGAAUGAAUGGGAAAUAACGGAGAAGGAAAUCCCAGUGGGCAAACCUAAAGUUGUGCACUCGCCCCAACAACUGAGCGAAUUGCCAAAAGCGUUAAUUGAUGAAGAAAUGGUUGCAAAAACACUGGAAGAAGCACAAGAAUCAUUAAAUGCUGUGAAGAAUGAACUAAAGUUUAUAGUAAAAGAUGGGAAAUCAAUUAAAGAGUCGCCCUCAGAAUUUGAAUUUCGUUCAAUAUCUCACGCAUUAAGUAGCGCAGAGAAAAAGGAUAAAACAAAAUCAGAACAAGACGCUACGACCAAAGAAACCCAGCAGUCACAACAUACAUUCACGGAAGAGGCAGAUAUUUCCUCUUUUAUAGGAAUACCAGAUACUUUAAAAGAGUCCACGACUCUGACAACAUUUGAAGUAAUAAAACCAAGCGAUAGUUUAUUUGAGGCCACAACAAAAGAUACUUUAAAUAAAGAAGCUGUAGUGGCCCACUACGCGCGAGAAAUUUUUGAGGAGACCAAGCAGGAUAUAAAAGAUGAGCACGGUUCGUUAGGCUUUAUAUCGACGGGUACUGCAGACGACUACAGUUCAAUGGAGGAAUAUGCAGCUAAAGAAGAACAUGCUUCCCUUGGCUUUGUAUCAACAGAAACUGUCGAAGACUUCAGUUCGAUGGAGGAUUACUAUCAAGAAAAAUUGGCGAAAGCUAGCAUUGUCACUGAAGCAGGUGACGCAGUGAGCAAAUCACCAAUAGAAAGUUCAACUGGCGGAACCGAAACAGCAUUUUCUGAAAUAAGUUUGGAUCAAACAAUGAAGCCAUUUGAACAGGUAACACAUCGCAUCAAGUCGGAAAGCAGCUCCGCGGAUUCCACGAACAGAUGGUCUGUACCCGAAAUCGAUCAGUCUAGCUCCAGUGAGAGCUAUUACAAAAGCUUAGAUAAAAACGACAGUCGUCCGCUAUCAUCGGAUGUAGAAAAUUUGUUAACCCAAGCAAAUUCUUCGGAAUAUCAAACGGCGUUGGACAUAUCUUCGGUAGCACCUGAAGCAACGGAAUAUAUUAGCGCUGUUAGCACACUUGAAAGCAGUAGUGGCAGAACUAUAAGCUCCCACGAAAGUAUGAAAAGUUUAGAUUCGCAAUCAGAAACCUCUGCAAAUUUGGGUAGUAUUGAUGUUUCAGAAUUAUCAGAAACAUUGGUGGCAUCUUCCACUGAAGCCGAUGCUUUGGAAGCUGAGGAACUGGCACGCAUUCGCGAUUUACGUGCUGAUGACGAGGACAGCGAUGAAAGCCUAGACAUACAAGAUUACUCAAAAACCGAACAACAAAUGCAAAGAUCGUUGAUGAAACGUUCACAAGAAAUGAUAUUCAAACCCAAGGUCGAGGAGACUAAAGCCGAGGAGAAACAUUUCGAAACUGUUGUGGUCGAAGAAUUUCCUAAACCUAAGGAAGUAGAAAAGACAUGGGGUUUGGCUUAUCCUAUGGAGGAAGGAAAAAUAGAUGAUAUAAAAGAUCCGGAACGCAUCGAUGAUAUAUUACUUUAUCACAGUGAUAUAAGACGUUCUAUUGAUGAUUCAAAACUGGCAUCUAGCUUGGAUGAAGGUAGUAUUCUUUCAGUCAGCAUGUCGAGUACAUCAAAUAUAGAGACCGUAGUGGAGAAUUUUGAGGAUAUGAUUGGCUCCGCCGGCUCUUCUUCAUUAACUGGAAUAGAGGGUUUUGGUUUUCCACACGAUGAACAGCCAUCCUCAUUUCCCGAGCACGAAGAAACUUUUAGCAUGGAAAUGGAAAGCAGAGAACAUUCGCCACAGGAUUCUACGGUUACAACACCCCCCGGCGAACAACGCAAACGUGGUCAUAAACGCAAUGAAAGCACUCUUAUUUCUGGUGAGGUGCUAAAAUCUAUCACCGACAAAGAAUUACCCGCUUUGGGUGAAAAUAAGGAAUCUGAAAGUGAAUCUGAUACAGAUCCCUAUGAAUCAGAAUAUACCAGACAAUUUCGGUCGCCAAACGAACGCAAAAACAAUAAAAAGAAAAAGCAGGCAGCUGCCGAAAUGGACCAUAGCUUUGACCUCGAAAAACGACCUUUUACACCGUCGCAACUUGUCGCCGAAGUUAUUGUUGAGGAUAGCGCUACUGAAGAGAUGGAAGCUGAAGCCAUUGAGGAGGAACGCAGACCAUCCCAAAACAUGCAAGACUAUUCCGUAAUACCUGAUAUAACAGUAACUGAGGACGUUCAAAAAUCACCAAGUCUAGAGGAAACAAUGGAAGGCUUUGAAGAGAAAUUGUUAUAUAAAGUAAAAACACAAGAAGAGCUGCAUAAAGCUGCCGAUGAACCGAUUGACAAGAGUGAGGAAACAUUUCAAAAACUAGUACAAGAACAAUAUAAGCAGAAACUGGCGGAUCUUCAGCGACCUCAAGCUGGCGAUAGUGAUUAUGAUGAUGAAAAGGCGCCUGACUCGCCUGAUUCAUUUGAAAUGGUUGAUCAGCCAGAUAUUUCUGACGAUUUUGUGAUAAUAGAAGAAGUCGCUAAAGAAGCAAACGAAGUAGAUUUGGGUGCAAAAAGUAUUAAAAUUCAGCCAACAAAAUAUGAAUCCAAACAUGAUGAAGAUGUUGAGAAAAUUAUCAUAAAGUCAGCGCCAGCUGAUCCCAAACUAGGCUCUCAAAUAUUUCGCGACGAUCUUAAUUUCGAAUUCGAAGAAAGUCCCCCAACUGCGGGUAGUAGUAGUGAUCCACAAGAAGAAAGCGAUUCGGGCGACAUGGCUAGUUCCAACAAACGCUGGGUUGAGAUGCAGCUCACAGACACACAAUUGCGGUAUCCAUAUGAUAUGACUGGCGGCGUAUUGGAAGACAUCAAGGAAGAGGAUGGCGAGUUCGAAGUUGGUAGUAGUCGCAUUAGCAGUUUUAAAGACUCAUUUUCCAGCACACCGGAGUACGAUGUCAUGGCCGCCAGGCGAUACUAUGCACGUGGUGAACACGAUGAUGUCUCGAUGAGCAGUUUGCAGGAAUUUGAAUCGCUAGAACAGGCGAUUUCAUUGGAGAAUCGUAACAAAACGCAUCAAGGAUCCACGGACUCGAGCAAUGGUAGCUUCACACGGCGCUAUAUGGUGCGCCACAGUGGCAGCGGAACAGCGCAAGGCGAUGAUGUGUCGAUUUCAAGCCUUAAGGAAUUCGAAGGUUUGGAGAAUGCGUGUAUUGAAGCGCAUUUGAUUGAGAUCAAGGCAAAAGAAGAAGCCGCACUUCUCUCUCGUUCGGACGAUUCAAAUAAGUCAAAUGACAGUGAUCGGGAAAAUGGUACAACCAAUGUGGUUGUAAGCAGAGUGACACGUACCGUAACACGCACUGAAGUGCUGCCGGCACAAAAGCAAAAUAUUGAAGCCUUGCUCAAGCAGAAGCUCGAAGAAUGUGAAGGCAGAGAAUCUACGAUUAGGAUUACAGAACUAUCAACCGAGCCUUUGGACACCAAAAUAAGGCUGGAUAAACAGGAUUCAGAGAAAGGCAGCGCUGAUAGUUUGGAGAACAACAAAAGCAUGCGCUCUAGCAGUAUUGGCAGUUUUGAAAUAUCCAAAGAUGCAACCACACGCUCGGACAUUGAUUCAUUGGAAACCGAUCGAAAACAACCUACACGCGAAGAGAGUAUCGAUUCUAUGGAAAAUGAGCAGUUUGAUUUGUUGGCAAGAUUUCCAACAGUGGACGAAACUACACUAGGCGAAGGUUUGACAACAACAACAACAACUACAACGACCACCACAGAUGCUGAGGGGCAUGAACAUACCGUUACGCAAACUAUCACUACAACAACAAGCGCAAGCGGAAAUGCCACAUUAGAAUUCCCUGCCGAGCAACUACCCAAAGACAUAUCGACCGACUCACUUUGCAUUGAACAUACCAAUACCAGUUCGGCGGGUACAACGGCUACUUAUCAAACUAGUGCUGGAAAUUCACAAAUGUCUGGCAGCGUAACUAGUUGUGCAUCCAGUACACUCAUGGAAGAUUCCUAUCCUGGGGUGAAUUCUAGUUUAACAUCUAGUAGUUUUUGGUCGCAUGAAGAAUCAACGGUUGUGGAAGAUAAGAAUGUCUUAGAAGAAGUGCUCUUGGAAGAUGCUGAGGCCCUAAAACGUCGACAAGUACAGCAAAGAUCAGAGUACGACGAGCAGCAUUAGACGAAUAGAGAGAAGAUAGGAAAGCAGUAAAAUUAUAAUUAAACUACACGCAUAAAAAAUACAUACACAUUUAAGGGAUUACAAGCUUUUUAUACAUACAUCAGUGGUUAGAUUUAAAUAAAUAAAUGCAAACUCAUGCUUCGGUAAUGGUGAACGGACGUGCUGAAAUACUUGGAGAUUUCGAAACGUAUAUAUACUACACAUACAUUCUCUAUACUUAGUAAAUGAUAUAUUGAAUUUUAAUAUUAUCGGCGCAUCGAAAUUUAUGAAAUACACAUUAAACCAUGGACCAAUUCCAGUCUACUUAGAACACGACUUUUAGCAAAAAACAAAAAAUAAGCAUUACAAAAAAAAUAUUAAUCCACACAAACACAAGCAUACGUGUUUGGCGUUAUUGUUAACGAGACAAAAUACCCAGUAUAAUUUGGUCUAAAAAAUCUACCCGUUAUGUGUCUAUUAUCUAUUAAAUGUAACUUCUCCCCGUUGAUUGGCUUUAAAUUUUUAAAACUAAUUAUUAACUAAGAUUCAGAAAAAUGUACGUGAGUAUGUCGUUAUGUUAAUUGUGUGAACUUUUCUAAGAACUAAACAAGAUUUUCUACAUUGCUUUUAAUUACAAAAAUUGUGUAACGCGGUAUAUGAUAUUAUUAGUAUGGAAAUCUAGCCAGGCAGUAGCAAUAAUGAUGAGUGUAAAGAAUUUAAUAUUUUUUAAAAAUUAUUUAAACAUGUUAGUCAUUCGUAUGUAAUUUAGUUUAAGCAGCUUCAAUGGGAUACAUGCAUAUACAUUUUAACAUGUAUGAUGCCUUAACAAAAAUGCAUAAAAAAAGUUACAAAAAAAAUAUAUAUAUGUAUAUCUUUUUUCAUUUUUUAAUCCAAAGGAGCAAAUAAAGCGUAAGCAUUUUAAUAAUUUAUAUUUAAUAUUUACAUUGAAAUAACUUAAGUAUUGAAAAUAUGAAUGUAAUAAAGCACAUGCAUACAUACUUAUGCAAAGCAACAAACAGGCAUACCAAAAGCAUGUAUUUCCAAUUAAUCUUAGUCAAACUUAUUGCAAAAAUAAUACAUAUUGACAUGAAAUGUAUUUCCUAUCGAUGCAUGGGAGGACACAAUACACACAUACAUACAUAUUUGUAAUGCAACACACAUGCCUACGAUUAACCGAAUAAAAUGCUUAAACAUAUAAAAUA
Anastrepha ludens (Mexican fruit fly) is the source of this 14282-nucleotide messenger RNA. Its product is annotated as mucin-2. The transcript is spliced from 4 exons. The record is from RefSeq and is a predicted model, not a curated record. NCBI's taxonomy places the organism in Eukaryota, Metazoa, Arthropoda, Insecta, Diptera, Tephritidae. Bases 49 to 13101 code for a protein of 4350 amino acids.